Messenger RNA from Paramuricea clavata, 1111 nucleotides. Lineage: Eukaryota; Metazoa; Cnidaria; Anthozoa; Malacalcyonacea; Plexauridae. The record is from the annotation of a GenBank genome assembly.
AUGGUAUCCCAGGAGUACCUGGUGUUCCAGGAAAUUCUGGUAAAGAUGGAAGACGUGGUGAAAAAGGGAGAUGUUGGUCCCCAAGGUCCAGUCGGACCUGCUGGUGGCCAUGGAAAAGGAGAACCAACUACAUGUGGAUCUGAUUUCGUGGAUUUAGCCAGCAAGUCAAACUGGAAACAAUGUGUUUGGAAAAGAGAUGAUGAGAAAGACAACGGAUUGAUAAAGGUUUGCUACCAUCGAUCGAUAUAUAUAUAUAUGUUCUGUAUAUGAGUGAAGAUACUUCAAGAUAGUAGAAUGGGCCUAUAUUCCUAUAAGUUAUAUUGUACGUCUUGUGUGCUUUCCAAGGGUACGUUGAAUAUACACUUUGGAAUGCUCGUUUAUUUUUCUAUUUUCACAGAUCUUUGGGCUCGCGUAAGUUAUUUGGCGUGUUUCCACUACAAGUACACUACUACAAGUCUAGAUAGGCUUGACCAUGGGCAGAUUUUAUUUCAUUGCAUGAUUGGCCGACUAGUUUAAUCUCAAACAACAUAAUCCUAAUUAUGCCAAAGUCAUGCAGGUUUAGCAGGCAGACUGUUUGCAGUGCAAACACUGCUUUUAGGAAGUUGGUUUCCAUAUUCUUGAAGCCCGUCUAGAACAAUUUGUCGAUCACAAUUCUGAUAUGAAAAUGGCCUUUCUUUGCCCAGCAUAAAGGUCGUCACAAGAAUGUUUCUCAGGAUAAAACCAUUUUGGGUUAAUUCUAAUUUUGAUGAAACGAAAUUUCCGAGACACAUUAAUUUUGCAAAUAUAUAGACCUCUUGUUCCAUUUUUGCAUAAUUUCCUCAUAGAUAAUGGAAUUAAUAUUGUUAAAAUUUUUAGAUCUGCAUUUUCAACAAAAGGUAUGAUAAUACUUCUCUACACGUCAUGUAUGGAGGGACUCUACGCAUUUAUAAUUGCAGAGGCUGCUGUAAACGUUGGUAUUUCACAUUCGACGGAGCUGAAUGCACGAAACCAAUGACCGUUGAAGGAAUUGUUUAUCUAUCUCACUCGCAAGAAAAUCCUCAUCGUCAUCGCGUUAUUGAAGGUUAUUGUGACCAAGUUCCUAAGGGACACGUUCGAGUUGGAUUUUGGGUUG